Molecule: messenger RNA, 1885 nt
Organism: Exophiala mesophila
Lineage: Eukaryota; Fungi; Ascomycota; Eurotiomycetes; Chaetothyriales; Herpotrichiellaceae
Exons: 2
Coding region: 27-1814 (595 amino acids)
Biological process (GO): N-glycan processing
Cellular component (GO): glucosidase II complex
Molecular function (GO): protein binding
Source: RefSeq, a predicted model, not a curated record
UGAGCAGGCCCUCGACAUACUUCAACAUGAUUUUAAGGUCUGAGAUCCUGGUGUUGUCCUCUUUGCUCGUUGGCCGCACCUACUCCGUUGACACCAGAGCUUCAACCUCAGCCCGUCCUCGAGGUGUCAGCCCUGAAUUCGCCAAAUUCUACAAAGGAGCUAGCUCGGACGUCUUCACAUGCAUAUCAAACCCCUCUGUCACCAUCCCCUUCUCCCGAGUCAACGACGACUUUUGCGAUUGUCCUGAUGGCUCAGACGAGCCCGGCACAGCAGCAUGUUCAUAUCUCUCCCAUCUCUCCCCUCCACAGUACCACCCGGGUCCUGACACGGCCGCUGCUUCUCUUAACACCACCCUAGCCCUCCCGGGCUUCUACUGCAAGAAUAAAGGCCAUCAGCCCGCCUACAUACGGUUCGAGAGCGUCAAUGAUGGCAAAUGUGACUACGAUGUAUGCUGUGAUGGCUCCGACGAAUGGGCACAGGUUGGAGGAACCCACUGCGCCGACAAAUGCAAAGAGAUAGGUAAUGAGUUCAGAAAGCAGGAGGAAGGGAAACAGAAGGCUUUGAGGGCCGCCUUGAAACGGAAGGCUACCUUGGUAGCCGAAGCAUCACGUCUGAGGCGAGAGGUGGAACUGGCUCAUGAGAGUGCAGAGAUCAAGCUGGACGGUUUGCAGCGGAAGGUCAAAGAAGCUGAGGACAACGUGGUCGAGAUUGAACGCCGCGAGAAGCUUCGGGUGGUCCGAGGCGAUGCGGCCGGCAAAGGCUCUGGCAAACUUGGAAUACUGCUCAACCUAGCCAAGAACCGUGUGGAAGAACUCCGAAAAUACCUCGACACAACCAGGAAACAGAGGGAUGCAAUGGUUGACAGGAUCACCGAACUUGAGGGUCUACUGUCGGCUCUCAAGGACGAGCACAACCCCAACUUCAACGAUGAGGGUGUCAAACGCGCCGUUCGGGGCUGGGAAGAUUAUGCUGCGCGAGAAACAGACGACUCCUGGACCGAAGCCGAGAACCGAGAUCUCAUGGCCGUACUAGCCGAAGACAACGAAUCUAAUGGCGUCAACUGGGCUGAAUUUGAGUCUGACGACUCGCCCGCCCAACCCGAAUCCGAUGUGGCGGCACUCUAUCAGUACAGCGCAUAUCUCCCCGAUGGUUUCCGCCUAUGGAUUGACGAUAAGCUCGCCGCAAUCCGCCGGAUCCUCGUCGAAAACGGCAUCCUCGCAGAUGUGAAGGACUCCAACCCAUCACCCAGCACGGACAGCAAAGCCGUCGCCGACGCAAAGAAGAUCUUGACCGACGCAGAGCGCGAAGUUAAAACAACUGAAGCCGACUUGAAACGACACCUCGACGAUCUAGACAAAGACUACGGUCCGGACGGCGGCAUCUUCCGAGCCCUCAAGGACAAGUGCAUCAGCCGCGACAGCGGCGAGUACGAGUACGAACUGUGCUGGUUGGGCCAAACGAGACAGAAACCCAAGAGAGGUGGGGCUAACACCAGCAUGGGCAACUUUGUCGGAUUCGACCUGGAAUACGUCGAUGAAGGUGUAGGGAAAGACGGCAAGGGUCUAGGUACGGGCGAACGACUCGUGCUGAAAUAUGAAAAUGGCCAGGGUUGUUGGAACGGACCAGCUAGAUCUACACGGGUGUAUCUCGCGUGCAGUGAGGUGGAUGAAGUGUGGAAGGUCAGUGAAAGUGAAAAGUGUGUUUAUCGCAUGGAGGUCGGCACGGCGGCUGUGUGUCAAGAGCCGAACAAGCAAAAAGCAGAGGAUGUAAAUGGGGCUGGGAAAAGCAAUGAUGGCAAGAAGGAUGAAUUGUAGUAGAUUUGUAUAUCAUACUAUUUUACUCUUUGUUUGUCUAGUAGGAUCGUGGUGGUUUGGCGAAAAGGCUC